GCAGUCAGUCGAGAAGCUUGGCGAAAGAUGGUCAUGGUCUUUGCGGACCAGCUUCGGGAUGAGAAGCGGCAGUGCCUUCGGAAUGCUGUGGCCAUUUGCAUUUCUAUAGACGACAAAAGUCCUUGGCGGGAUCUGUCAUACCAAGCGGCCUUCGAGGACGGCACGGUGACCUUGCUGGGCGAGGAUGGUCUGAGUAAGGAUGCCGUCGACGACGACAAAUGCAGGCAGAUGAAAGACUCCGUCUUGCAAGGCUUCAAGGACUUCUGUACCAGCAGGGGGGGCUGCCUGGACGAGGACUUGUUCGCCCACAUCAAGCAGGUCAUCGUGGCUUGGGCUAGUGACAGGUGCCCUGCGGUCAUGAAGGCCGCGAGAAUGCUCAGGGAGGACUGCCCGAACCUGGACUUUGUCUACAAGGACCCCUGUUACGUCCUCCGGACUGUGGCUGGACUUGUGUCCUCGGCCUUCGAGAAGGCCGAGGCCGUCCUUUUCGAGGACAGACACAGUGUGGUCCCCUCGGUCAUGAACUCCCACGAGUGGCAGGACAAGUUUCUGUGGCUCCAGAAAGUGGUCUUAGAGCACGGCCACUUCGCUGGGGCGCUCAAGGUUGCGGUGCGACACUUCAACUUUGUGCGGCCUCGGUGGGAGUCCACGGCCUGCCCUCGGCGGCGCAUGGCCCACCUGGUCGUCCCCACGGCCUUGGUCCUGGCCUUGACUGCGGCGGACCAACGGACGGACUCUGUGACGAAGCGAAGGAUGUUGAGCUUGCUGGACUCCUUUCGGCCUGGGCUGUUCCUGGAGCUGGGCCUCUCUGCGGAUUGGGGCGAGGAGUUCAUCAAGGUCGUCCGGACUUUGGAGCCGGAAUCGUACGACCCGGCAAACCUGGCCGACGAUCUGAGGACUUGGUUUCGGCGGCAGAGGGCUUUGUUCCAGGACUUGAAGGUCUUGGACGAGCUGGACGACGUACCAGAGAAGCAAAGCUGCACGUGGCACGUCGUCAAAAAUGCCAUGUCCUGCCCACCGCUGACAGUGGGGGGCCGAUCUUUCCAGCUCUGGUCUUCGGCCCGUGGCGACAAAGAGGUCUUUCAGGCCACGGCGGAAAGGCUGAGCGACCUGGUCGAAGCAGCGAUCGAGCGGGUCCAGGCUGAGCUGCUGGACACUCCGCAAUGUGACUGGCAGUGCAUGAGCAUGAAGAAGUGGCAUGCAAGCCUGGGCAUGGACUUGGACGAGGCAGACACCUUCAAGAAGCUCCUCCGGUUUCGGUUUCGCCGCCUGUGUCGUCUGUCACAUGUGAAUGAGGACCACGGCACUCGGCAGUUUUUUCAGAUCAUGCCUCUCCUCCAUGCGGAAUUCCUGGUUUUGAAAGACAGGGGCGAAGAAGUGGACAACCGGAAAGUCUGGGCACUGAUCUUCAAGGAGAACAUGGGCCAGCGGGUAAACCGGACUGGGGACAUCUCGGAGUUAC
Symbiodinium sp. CCMP2456 is the source of this 1462-nucleotide messenger RNA. Lineage: Eukaryota; Dinophyceae; Suessiales; Symbiodiniaceae. The record is from the annotation of a GenBank genome assembly.